UUUUUCUACUGGUUGAGUGUCUCUAUAAUCAGAACCAGAAUAAUAGACCGUCAAUUAUCCAAGUAGUUAAAAUAUAUUAUUCCUUAAAAAACCCAAAUAUAUUUCUUUUAAAAUUUGACAUUGAAUCUAUAAAACAAUAAUAAUCGUAAAACUCUUUAUUUUCAUUCAACAGGUUAUGACCCAGACCGCCAACAUCAUGGACACGGCAAGCUCCCAAUCCAUCACAGCAAGCUCCUCAUACCGAGUACAUCUGUGUUCUAAGUGUCCGGGGGACACAGCGUACUAUUGUGUAUCGUGUCCAUGUGAUCUGUGUCCCCAGUGUAAAGAGAACCAUGUAAAAGAUCUCCAAACAAUAGACCAUGAUGUUGUGUCACACCGUGAUAAAAUCAACUACAUCCCAACACAACAGAUCUGUGUGAGACAUCCUAGCCAUGUUCAUACAAAGUACUGUGAACCGUGUCAAGUUCCUGCCUGUAAUAAUUGCCAAACACAUAGAAAACACACUCAGAUAGAUGUUAAAACAGCCUAUAAAACAAAGCGACAACAACACAGAGGAACCAUUCACACCAUCAGAAGUGAGGCUCUCUUUUACAGACCUGUUCUCCUGACAGAAAUCAAAGCUGAUGUCAAAACCUGUCGCACAGAAAUCUCCCCCCUUCAAUCAGAGAUGUUAACAAACGCCCAGAGACUGACGGAUCUCAUUGACUAUGUGCUAUAUGAUCUAUUGAACAAUGUGUUAUGUUACUUUGAUUUCAAACACAGAUGUAAAAAACAAAAGAUAGAAAUGAUCAGACAUAUUGUCAGACUAAGGAAAUAUGAACACAGAUAUGUACAGCCAGCAUUCACAUUCAGUGCGCUACAAUUCCUCUCAUUCACAAAGACAGCCCUCCCCCAGAUACAUCUUACACUCCACACCAGCCAGCUCUCCAUGACUGAGUCACUCAACAAAGAGGAUGUGAUGGAGUCACUGAGUGCAAUCCAAAUCACAGAGAGAGGAAACCGACGCGUAGGAAACCAGUGUCUGCUGAAACUGACGUCUGGUGCUGAGUUCCAUCAAUCUCUCACAGUCACGGGUGUCCGUCGUUGUUAUCACAUUUCCUGUGUGACGUCAGACCGGGUCUGGGUCAAUGAUUGGGACAAUCUCAUCUUGACAGACACAACAGGUGUCCCUCUACAUCGUGUGGAGGAAUUAUGUCAUGGUUCAUAUAGAGGAUUACACACAGUGAACAGUGAGAGUGAACUGAUUUAUAUAUAUAGGAAUUAUAACAUCAACAAACUGUCAAAGGAUAUGAAAACAACCACCACAUUUAUAGAGAGAACAGAAUCUACAUGGGGACCACAUUGUGUGUACUGGUCCCCGUCCACUGGGGAUCUACUGGUCGGGAUGUAUAACAAUGAUACAAAGACAGGCAAGGUAACCCGGUACAACCAGAGUGGACAACUCACACAAACCAUACAGUACCACAACACAGGAUGGGGACUGUAUAGACAACCUAACUAUAUAACAGAGAACAACAAUGGGGAUGUCGUGGUGUCUGACUAUGUCUAUAACUCUGAGUCUGGUGCUGUAGUGGUGACAGAGCGUGGAGGAAUACAUCGUUUCUCCUACACAGGACCUCCAUCAGGAUCACGACUAUGGCCAUGGGGAAUCUGUACUGACGCGCUGUCACACAUCCUGGUGUGUGAUGGUAUAACCAGCACAGUACAGAUGAUAAAUAAGGACGGUCAGUUCCUGUCACAUCUACUGACAACAUCACAAGAGAUGCGUUUACCAUACAGCCUGAGUUAUGAUGUCAACACUCACCGUCUCUGGGUCGGAUCACGGUACAACAACAAGGUGUGUGUCUACAGGUAUAUCACCAGACAGGACGCUCUGACAAGUAAGUCUGAAGUGACACAUGUAUUCCAAAUCACAGAGAGAGGAAACCGACGCGUAGGAAACCAGUGUCUGCUGAAACUGACGUCUGGUGCUGAGUUCCAUCAAUCUCUCACACUGACAGGUGUUUAUCGUUGUUAUCACAUUUCCUGUGUGACGUCAGACCGGGUCUGGGUCAAUGAUUGGGACAAUCUCAUCUUGACAGACACAACAGGUGUCCCUCUACAUCGUGUGGAGGAAUUAUGUCAUGGUUCAUAUAGAGGAUUACACACAGUGAACAGUGAGAGUGAACUGAUUUAUAUAUAUAGGAAUUAUAACAUCAACAAACUGUCAAAGGAUAUGAAAACAACCACCACAUUUAUAGAGAGAACAGAAUCUACAUGGGGACCACAUUGUGUGUACUGGUCCCCGUCCACUGGGGAUCUACUGGUCGGGAUGUAUAACAAUGAUACAAAGACAGGCAAGGUAACCCGGUACAACCAGAGUGGACAACUCACACAAACCAUACAGUACCACAACACAGGAUGGGGACUGUAUAGACAACCUAACUAUAUAACAGAGAACAACAAUGGGGAUGUCGUGGUGUCUGACUAUGUCUAUAACUCUGAGUCUGGUGCUGUAGUGGUGACAGAGCGUGGAGGAAUACAUCGUUUCUCCUACACAGGACCUCCAUCAGGAUCACGACUAGAGCCAUGGGGAAUCUGUACUGACGCGCUGUCACACAUCCUGGUGUGUGAUGGUAUAACCAGCACAGUACAGAUGAUAAAUAAGGACGGUCAGUUCCUGUCACAUCUACUGACAACAUCACAAGAGAUGCGUUUACCAUACAGCCUGAGUUAUGAUAUCAACACUCACCGUCUCUGGGUCGGAUCACGGUACAACAACAAGGUGUGUGUCUACAGGUAUAUCACCAGACAGGACGCUCUGACAAAUAAACACAGACCAUGUCCUGAUGGGGAGGCCAUGUCCAGCUCAACACUAGCCGUAUAA
Magallana angulata is the source of this 2866-nucleotide messenger RNA. RefSeq lists its product as uncharacterized. The record is from RefSeq and is a predicted model, not a curated record. Gene Ontology annotation, molecular function: ubiquitin protein ligase activity; zinc ion binding; translation repressor activity. The transcript has 3 exons. NCBI's taxonomy places the organism in Eukaryota, Metazoa, Mollusca, Bivalvia, Ostreida, Ostreidae. Gene Ontology annotation, biological process: negative regulation of translation; proteasome-mediated ubiquitin-dependent protein catabolic process; protein polyubiquitination. The coding region runs from base 176 to 2866 and encodes 896 amino acids.